Molecule: messenger RNA, 2371 nt
Organism: Cuscuta europaea
Lineage: Eukaryota; Viridiplantae; Streptophyta; Magnoliopsida; Solanales; Convolvulaceae
Source: the annotation of a GenBank genome assembly
GUAUCCAUUUUUGUUUAAGAAAGAUAAUUUACGUGGAGACCACAGCCCCAGGCCGCCAGCACGGUGAGUGGGGUCAUGACUUGCCAAAACCAGCUGGUAGUUUCAAGUUCGCUCUUUUAUUACAUCGUCAGCUGCUCUUUGGUAAGAUCUGAGAUCUCUUUCUCUCUCCCUCUCUCUAUCUGACAGCGGACGGAGUAAGAACCAAGCCUCCCUUCCAUUUCUCUAAUCCUAUUCUUUUCGUGCACUUAAAGGGAGCUAGCUCUAUGGAGAAGGGUGGAAAACACAGAAAUCUUUGAGAUCUGGUAGCUAGCUCUCUCUCCCAGCUGCAGGUGCUCUUCCGCUGCAUUUUGCUUCAAAUUUUUACCCUGGGACACAACAGGAAAUUUGAGGAAUUAAAGUACAAAGAAGAAUGGGGAAGAAAGGGAGCUGGUUUUCUUCGGUGAAGAAGGCUUUCAGCCCUGAAUCUAAGAAAGGAAGAAAAGCAAAUAAAAAGCGGUUGGAGAAAGAACAAGUUCAGGUUCCAGACUCCUCAGUUUUGGAAACUCCUAUUGUAUCACUGCAACCACCUCCACCUCCACCACCACCACAAGAGGUGGAAUUUUCUGAAGUGGAGAACGAGCAAACAAAGCACGCUCUCUCGGUUGCAGCUGCCACCGUGGCAGCUGCGGAGGCUGCUGUAGCUGCUGCUCAGGCUGCCGCAGAAGUUGUUAGGCUAAGUUCCCCAAAUCAAUUUGCAGGAAAGUCAAAGGAUGAAACUGCUGCCAUCAGAAUUCAGACUGUGUUCCGAGGAUAUCUGGCUAGGAGGGCAUUGAAGGCCCUAAGAGGACUUGUGAGGCUGAAAUCACUUGUUGAUGGGCCUACUGCCAAAAGGCAAACUGCAAAUGCUCUUAAAUGCAUGCAGAGUCUUUCACGUGUACAGUCUCAGAUUCAUUCCAGAAGGAAUAGAAUGUUGGAGGAAAAUAGAGCUCUCCAAAAACAGAUUAUGCAGAAACACGCCAAGGAACUGGAGAACUUGAGGAGGGGAGAGGAGUGGGAUGAUAGUGUACAGUCAAAAGAGAAAGUUGAAGCGAACUUGUUGAGCAAAUUUGAAGCUGCUAUGAGACGAGAAAGAGCACUUGCUUAUUCAUAUUCCCAUCAGAAAACUUGGAAGAAGUCCUCAAGGUCUGCAAAUUUAUUGUUUAUGGACCCCACAAAUCCACAGUGGGGAUGGAGCUGGUUGGAACGGUGGAUGGGGGCUAGACCAUGGGAAACAGAUGGCGUGCCAGGGAAAGAGGUUAGGAAUGACCAGUUGUCAGUGAGAGGCGAAAGUAGCCUAAUUGUGGGAGAGAUUACCAAGUCAUAUGCUCGCCAUCUGCUAUCUACAGCCGAACAGCCUUCUUCACCGUCCCCAAGCCAAAAGCCAAGUCACUCCUCAGCUCGCCAUUCCCCUGCUACUCCUCCUUCCAAACUACCGCCGGCCAGAAAACUAAAAUCACCAAGCCAGAGAGCAAGUGCCAUCACCGCCCAAGAUGAUGACACGAGAAGCGUGUUGAGUGUACAAUUAGAGGGAAAUGGGACGAGGCGAAGGAGGCAUAGUAUUGCUGGAUCAUCAUCAUCUGUUAGAGAUGACGAGAGUUUGUCAAGCACCACAUCUGUACCCAGCUAUAUGGCACCCACUCGUUCAGCAAGGGCCAAGACACGCUUACAGAGCCCUUCAGAUUUGGAGGAGGAAAGUGGGCCUGCUGCUGCUGUUACCGUUAAGAAGCGCCUUUCCUACCCACUGUCUCCUGCUAGCAGGCCAAGGCGGUAUUCAGGCCCCCCCAAAGCCCAAAACAUCUCUAUUAUCUCAACCUGAUUGAUACCAUUGCUGAGAUCCAUUCUUCAUUUUUCUUCAAUACUUGUCUUGUACCAAUAAGAUGUGCUGGUGCUCUUGUGUUUGUUGCCUAUAUAUAAAGUGAGAGAGAUAGUAAAAGGAGGAAAUUAAUGGUACGUUCCAUUUAUUUUCAUACACCAACAUCUCUAUACCCAAUUCUUAAUUCAUUAUUACUGUGUCAAGCGGGGCUCCAGAGUUUCUUUGGGCUACUCUUGCUAUAUAUGCAACUCUCUUCCACUUGUCGAAGAUUGUAAUACUUACAUAUUUUAUGUAAUUAAAUGAAUGAAUAGUUCUUAUCUUACUUCAUGUCUGUGUGAGCGUACUUCGUGAUGUACCCCAAGAAAGGAAGUUAGAUGAUCAUUAACUUCUUCUCUUUGUACUGAAAUACAUACUUAGAUAGCUAACAAAUCAUACUUUACUACAUUGAACUACGUAUUAAUUAUUAUUCUUACACCGUGAUGUACCCCAACUCCCAAAGGACAUGUUUACUUCGUGGAUUAAUAAACAAUGCUUAUUAAA